Rhagoletis pomonella (apple maggot) is the source of this 1127-nucleotide messenger RNA. Its product is annotated as putative nuclease HARBI1. The coding region runs from base 292 to 1047 and encodes 251 amino acids. The record is from RefSeq and is a predicted model, not a curated record. The transcript has 4 exons. NCBI's taxonomy places the organism in Eukaryota, Metazoa, Arthropoda, Insecta, Diptera, Tephritidae.
UUGUGCGAUCGUCUUAAAUAGAAGAAAAUUAUCAAAGGAAUAACUUAAAAAUUCAAAGGAAAACUCUAAGAGAUGCGAGUAAUCCACUUGAAUUAGACGAGGCUAUGUUUAUAAAAAAUUAUAGACUUAACAAAGCUUCUUUCACAUAUGUGCUCGGUGAGUUAGAGGCGGGAAGCGCAAUUCACGCCAGGUCAACAUCAAUGAAUCAAAUCACACGCCUGGCAUCUGUGCUACGCUUUCUUUUUGGAAGGCAGCUAUCACCACGGCGUUGAAAAAGAUUUUGAUGCACCAAUGGCUCAAUCAACGAUUUCCGGUAUUUUAAAAUCCACACUAGCAGUCCUGCAAGCACGCUUAUGUCCUCAUUGGGUAAAUCUGAAUAUGACAGACGAAGAAAAACAAAAAGCCAGAAGGCAUUUUUAUGCCAAGUAUAGGCUUCCGGGCGUUAUUUUGUGUGUGGAUGGAAUGCAUAUAAAAAUCGUUUCACCAAAGGAGGACAAAUUUCUUUUUUAUAAUCGGAAAGGUUUCUUCAGCAUCAAUGCCAUGAUUAUUUGUGACAAUGAAGUGCGAAAAAGGUACGUCAAUGCACAAAACCCAGGAUGUAAUCACGAUUCUCACAUAUGGAAUGUGAGUAGUGCAAGGUCCUUUUGUGAGAGGAAAUAUUUAGAAGGCGAGAGGAAUUGCUUAUUAUUAGGUGACGCAGGAUAUGCAUUGGAGCCAUGGUUAAUGACUCCUUUUCGUGCACCACAAUUAGGUAGCCCAGAAAGUGUAUACAACAAAGCACACUCAAAAGCAAGGAAUAUAGUAGAAAGAACUAUUGGAGUUUUAAAAAAUCGUUUCAUAUAUCUUUUAAGAGCUCGUGAACUCCACUACGAACCCUCAAAAGUAAGCCAAAUCGUGAACGUGGCAGCGGCUUUACACAACAUUUGCUUGCACUACCACGUUAUAGAAAUGAAUAUGUUCCAGAACUAUUAUCCCUCAACGAAGCCCCUGAAACAGCAGCCACUAGCACUAAUGAAGCCGCAUCACAGAUUAGGCAAUCCAUUUUGAUGACACUUUUAUAAUAAAUACUGAUAUUCAUCUAAUUAGCAAAAUAAACAAAACUAUUUGAAAUUCAUUUUAUUUCGUUA